Messenger RNA from Manis pentadactyla (Chinese pangolin), 5393 nucleotides. RefSeq names its product catenin alpha 3 (gene CTNNA3). The transcript has 18 exons. Gene Ontology annotation, biological process: cell-cell adhesion; cell migration. Gene Ontology annotation, molecular function: beta-catenin binding; actin filament binding; cadherin binding. Bases 368 to 3106 code for a protein of 912 amino acids. The record is from RefSeq and is a predicted model, not a curated record. Gene Ontology annotation, cellular component: adherens junction; fascia adherens. Lineage: Eukaryota; Metazoa; Chordata; Mammalia; Pholidota; Manidae.
UUAGGAACUUUCUCUUCGCCAAGCUCGGAAAAUUACAACGUUGCUUCUUUUCCGGCCGCUGAGCUGCUUUUUGCCCUCCCGCUUCUUCAUUAGGUCAUCGAGAGAGCCGUGAAACAAAGAUCUGUGCGGUUCAGUGCCGCGGAUCCGCGCUCUCGAGAAGUUCCAUAUUUCUGGGAGCGGCUGUGUUUCCGUCAGCGGACACGUUGCCUGGAUCCCUGCCCCAGGCGUGAAGGCCCGUGGGCUUGUUCCCUGCAGAUACCGGUCACGUGUUUUUUCCCCUCCUGUUUUCUCUCCCCAACGAUCCCUUCACUGCUGAAUCCUACGGUCAGAAAUCGGGUCCCAAGUGGGGUCUCAGUUCUUUCAAGUGAUGGGGAGCCACGGAAAUGGUUUGAGAACCAAGUUCUGCGCAUUAAGCAGCAUGUCAGCUGACACUCCAAUCACACUGAAUAUCGAUCCUCAGGAUCUACAGAUCCAAACCUUCACUGUAGAGAAGCUACUGGAGCCUCUCAUAAUCCAGGUUACUACACUUGUAAAUUGUCCCCAGAAUCCUUCCAACAGGAAAAAAGGACGAUCAAAAAGAGCCAGAGUUCUUCUAGAUUCUGUGGCGGAAGCAACUUGGAAUUUAUUAGACAAGGGAGAGAAGAUCACCCAGGAAGCCACAGUGUUAAAGGAAGAGCUGACUGCUGCACUUGAGGAGGUUCGCAGAGAAAGUGAAGCUCUGAAAGGAUCAGCUGAGAGAUUUGCUGAUGACCCCUGUUACCUCCCUAAAAGGGAAGCUGUUGUUCAAGCUGCCCGUGCCUUGUUGGCUGCAGUUACCAGACUCCUUAUCCUUGCAGACAUGAUUGAUGUUAUGUGUCUCUUGCAGCACGUGUCAGCUUUUCAAAGGACAUUUGAGUCUCUUAAAAACGUUUCCAAUAAAUCUGACCUCCAGAAAACCUACCAGAAGCUUGGGAAGGAGUUGGAAAAUCUGGAUUACUUAGCCUUCAAACGUCAGCAGGACUUAAAAUCUCCAAAUCAGAGGGAUGAAAUUGCAGGGGCCCGGGCCUUGUUGAAGGAGAACUCCCCACUCUUGCAUUCAAUUUGUUCAGCUUGUUUGGAACAUUCUGAUGUUGCCUCCCUGAAAGCCAGCAAGGACACAGUUUGUAAAGAAAUUCACAAUGCCCUGAAUGUAAUUUCAAAUGCUUCACAAGGCAUCCAGAAUAUGCUGACCCCACCAGAACCUCAGGCAGCAACCCUGGGAAGUGCCCUUGAUGAGCUUGAGAAUUUAAUUGUCAUGGAUCCACUCACAGUGACUGAGGAGGAACUAAGGCCAUCACUAGAGAAACGUCUUGAAGCCAUUAUCAGUGGGGCUGCUCUGUUGGCCGACUCUUCAUGCACGAGGGAUUUCCAUCGGGAGCGGAUAAUCGCAGAAUGCAAUGCCAUUCGCCAAGCUCUCCAGGAUCUUCUUUCAGAGUACAUGAGUGAUACUGGAAAAAAGGAAAGGAGUAAUACCCUCAAUAUUGCAAUAGACAACAUGUGCAAGAAGACAAGAGACCUUCGCAGACAGCUCCGUAAGGCUAUUAUAGAUCAUGUGUCAGACUCUUUUUUGGAUACGACAGUCCCACUUUUGGUUCUCAUUGAAGCUGCCAAGAAUGGUCGGGAAAAAGAAAUAAAAGAAUAUGCUGCAAUAUUUCGUGAACACACCAGCAGGCUUGUAGAGGUGGCAAAUCUUGCUUGUUCCAUGUCAACAAAUGAAGAUGGGAUUAAAAUUGUCAAAAUUGCAGCCAGUCACCUGGAAACCUUGUGUCCACAGAUUAUUAAUGCCGCACUUGCUUUGGCUGCAAGACCCAAAAGUCAAGUGGUCAAAAAAACCAUGGAAAUGUACAAGCGCACAUGGGAGAAUCAUAUCCAUGUCCUUACUGAAGCUGUAGAUGACAUUACAAGCAUUGAUGACUUCCUUGCUGUAUCUGAAAGCCAUAUCCUAGAAGAUGUCAACAAAUGUAUCAUAGCCUUGAGAGACCAGGAUCUUGAUAAUUUAGACCGUGCUGCAGGCGCUAUCAGAGGACGGGCAGCAAGAGUUGCUCACAUUGUCACAGGCGAAAUGGACGGUUACGAACCAGGGUCUUACACUGAAGGCGUGAUGAGAAAUGUUAACUUCCUUACAAGUACUGCAAUUCCUGAGUUUGUAACACAAGUGAAUGUUGCUUUGGAAGCCUUAAGUAAAAGCUCUUUGGAAGUGUUUGAUGAUAACCAAUUUGUGGACAUCUCAAAGAAGAUCUAUGAUACAAUUCAUGAUAUAAGAUGUUCAGUCAUGAUUAUUCGGACCCCAGAGGAACUGGAGGAUGUUUCUGACCUGGAAGAGGAUCAUGAAGUCCGCAGUCACACCAGCAUUCAGACGGAAGGGAAAACUGACCGGGCUAAGAUGACACAAUUGCCUGAGGCAGAAAAGGAAAAGAUUGCUGAGCAAGUUGCUGAUUUCAAGAAAGUAAAGAGUAAACUAGAUGCUGAGAUUGAGAUAUGGGAUGAUACAAGCAACGAUAUCAUUGUUCUGGCCAAGAAGAUGUGUAUGAUCAUGAUGGAGAUGACAGACUUCACAAGGGGCAAAGGACCACUAAAGCAUACAACCGAUGUGAUCUAUGCAGCUAAAAUGAUAUCAGAAUCUGGAUCAAGGAUGGAUGUUCUUGCUCGGCAGAUUGCCAACCAAUGUCCAGAUCCAUCAUGCAAACAGGAUUUGUUGGCAUACCUGGAACAGAUUAAAUUCUACUCUCACCAGCUGAAAAUCUGCAGUCAGGUUAAAGCUGAGAUCCAGAACCUGGGGGGAGAACUCAUCAUGUCAGCUUUGGACAGCGUCACCUCCCUGAUCCAAGCAGCCAAAAAUUUAAUGAAUGCUGUAGUGCAAACAGUGAAAAUGUCUUACAUUGCCUCAACCAAGAUCAUCAGAAUUCAGAGUCCUGCUGGGCCCCGGCACCCAGUUGUGAUGUGGAGAAUGAAGGCUCCUGAAAAAAAGCCCUUGAUUAAAAGAGAAAAGCCAGAGGAAACUUACGCAGCUGUCAGACGAGGCUCAGCCAAGAAAAAAAUCCACCCAGUGCAAGUCAUGAGUGAAUUUCGAGGAGGAGAGGCCUACUGAAACCAUUAUUCAAAUCUAGUGCCUGCAUUACAAAGUCCUGGCUAAACACACUGUGUUAAUUUUACACUUGAGUAGUUCUGAAGUUCACUAACUUUUAGAGUUUAACUCACAAAUAACAUUAAACAUUGGAAGCUGAACCAACAUAAGCAACCUAUAUUUGAGAUCAUGUCAUUGUCCUCUCUGUAUGGCCAGAACCUCAUAAGUAGUCAAUAUAUGCUUGUUGAAUGAACAGGAACUUCAGGUGUCAUUCAGCCUUUCUCAUCAUAGAGAAUAUCUUAAAUUCAUUACAAAAUGAACAUAGGAGACUCCAGUGAGUGCUGUUCAUCUGUAAUAGCUUAUGUACACUUACCCUUUCUGUUUUUAUUUAAAACUGACAUGAGCUCUUGACUUGGUUUUGAAUGGAAACAAAAGAUUUCCUAAAAUAUUUUUCCAUUUAAUCUCCAUCCUUGCUUUAUCUGACCUAACCUAUACAUGUGUGAUUCCUGCUAUAGGAUUAAGAUUUCAGUCUCUAGGUAUCUGUAUCUAUUGUCAGCUGUAGGCUAACAUCCAUCAGAAACUAAGUCUGAGCAGUCAAGCUACUUCCUGGAGUUUCAAUGUCAGCCUUGAUUACUAAUGAAGCAGUUGAUUUACAUUAUAAAGGUUACAACAAGUUUUGGGUGCCACAAAUAUGCUCUUUCAGAUUCCACUGUGUUCAACAGUUCUGCUUGUUGAGUGUUGGGUUUAAAUGGGCCUGUCUGAAUACAUAUGUGGAGGAAAAGUUAGCAGCCACUGGGGAAAUGGAAUGUCUAACUACACCCCCAAGUGAAUUAGGAUAACAAGGUAAGGAGUUCUGCAAGACUCUAAAACUCCAUCUGUAUCAGCUUGUAAUGGUAAUUUAAAGGAAAAGGCCAGCUUGAAAAACCUUUUGGCAUUGAGUAAAAUAUAACUGUGAAUGGUACCAUUGAACUAUGAAGUGGAGUUAAUGGCAGUGAAGCUGGAGUGAUUUUAAUAACAGUCUUUUAAAUAAAAGUCAUUGAGGCCAUAUCAUAACUCCAAUCACUGUGCUCAUCCCCAGUUGAUAUCAUAAUCGACUUCGUAAUAGUCUUAGAGUCUAGUACAUUGCUUAUUGCUCCCUCUCUCCUCUCACUCGCUCUUUGGAGGGAUUAAGUUUCAGUUUCACUUUUUCUCAUGGAGUUCCCCUUCACAGGAUUUUAAACAUGCAUUCCCUAUUCUGCUUUAUCAGAAUUAUACUAUAAUUGGGACUUCGCCUUGUACGACAUUGCCAUUAACGCAUUGUUUCAACAACCAUGUCAUCCUAGUUUGAUGAAGUAAAAUUCAAACAGGCAACACCAGUUGACGUUAGGAGGACCAGUUUGGGUAAAAGAAUGUAAAACAAGAAAGAAUAAAGGUGAGAGCAUGGUGUGUGUGACAUCCUGAACAAAAUGGUAUGGGAAAAGAAUUUAUUUGAUAGGUCAUUAUAAAUUAUGGGGUAAAUGUUCACUUUUAUUGUACUGAAUUCUGUUCUUCCAAAAUGCUGGGUUGCCAGGGCUCAGCACAUAAACUUUCUCGGAGGUGAAAGCAGUUAAGUUAUUCCCUAUCUUGCACUAUGCCCUGGCCCACAGUAACUAUUCUGGAUGAACUCCACUCCCUAAAAGAGAAGGCUGUGCAGGAAGGAAUUACAGAAUCCAGAUAAUUUUAUUUUCCACAACUAUCUAGAUAACUGAGGCAAAAUAGGUUUCUUUUGUUGGAAUGCUGCCAUCAUUUUCUGUUAUAUGAGUAGAUAUUACAAGAGUGACACAUGUGACACAUCCUUUUCUCAGGUAGAAGUGUGAAUUUAACAUCUAGUUGAGAAAAUGUAUUUUUUUAAAAAGUCACCAAACUACUAGUUGUAAUAUAUUCGUUCCUGAAGCCACAUGCUCAAGAAUCACAAGAGUGUCAUUUAUAAAAUCUAAUGUCUGUUUGAUCCUACAUCAGCUCUCCACAGGUUGGAGUUUAGAAAGCACAUUGGAUGUCAAACAGCAGAAAUAAUUUGGAAUGAUACAAGUACCAAAUAACCUCUAUAUCUUUAAAACCAUGACUGUUUACCCAAAAAAUGAUGUGAACAAGGGCUCCUCAUCAAAGUAGAUAGAUUUCCUUCUUAACUAAAGGCAAACAACUAUAAUUAAGCAAAACUUUAAAAAAAUGACUUGAAGAACAUCCCAGGAGCAAAGUCUGUGUAGUAAUCAAAGGUGCAACAAGAUGCAUAGAGCUGAGAAAGACGUAUGUCUGCCUGAUCAAAUUCUUGCAGUGGGCAGCAUUUCAAGAUUUA